AUGUCGGCUACUGCGAUUGCAAAGUUGGGUGCUUGCUUUGUGCAGGCUGCGUCCAACCAGGCUUCGCGUGUUGCCGUCAACUCAUUCUGGCAGGCGCUUGAAUUGAGCCGCUUCCAGUCCGCACUUGACUCCCGUGGUGUGCGCUUAAUUGGCGUCGGCCAUGAUGUUGAUGGAGUCGAGGAAUUCCAGAGAGAGCAGUUCUUCUCUGGUGAACUAUACCUGGACCCCAAAAAGGAGGUUUACGCGGCCAUGGGAUAUGGCAGUGUGAGCGUCCUUUCAGGUAUUGGUUCGCUCUUCAGAAGUGCGGGUCGCGCACUUGUUCGAGAAACCAAGGACAAAGGUGUAAAGGGUAACCAAAAAGGCGACGGUUGGCAGUUAGGUGGCCUCCUCGUAAUUGAAAAAGGUGGAAGGGUUCUCUAUUCCUUCCAACAACAGCAAGUUACGGAAAAUCCUGACUACUCCAAAGUCGCCGAAGUCCUUGGUGUUAAAGAGGAGGAGCUUACGCCUCUGCGAUCUGGAAGUAGCCAACCCUCUGCCUCCUAA
Messenger RNA from Dibothriocephalus latus, 543 nucleotides. NCBI's taxonomy places the organism in Eukaryota, Metazoa, Platyhelminthes, Cestoda, Diphyllobothriidea, Diphyllobothriidae. The record is from the annotation of a GenBank genome assembly.